AGCCAACUAUGUAUCUAUUUCCCUUAUUGCAUUACAUGGGUUGUGUGAAGAUUACCUCACUUGCGACAUUGCUUUCAAUGCGGUUAUGCCUCUAAGUCGUGCUUCGACACGUGGGAGAUAUAGACGCAUCGACGGCGUUACAAGUUAACAGAGUAGCUAGUUGAUGAUGUAGUCAGCAGAGUAGUUAGCAGGGUACUGUACUUGGAGAGAUCAGUUUGCAUUGGUUUGACAGUGAAGUUGACUGGUUUUCAGAACUUGACAGUGGUUUUGAGAAGGUGUUUGUUGUUUUCAGAGUGUACUGUACUGUAUUGUAGCAAUUAUAAUGUUGAUUACUCUAUUUUAGUGCUCUGUUUUAGGAAUUAUGCAUUUUUUACAGUACAUUGGUGCUCUGUUUUAGUGCUCUGUUAAUUAAGCUAUUUUAAUUAUUUGUGUGUAAUUUGAACGAUGAUGUUUGGGAUGUUAGAAUGCACUUCCAUGACAGAGACAACUUGGAGAGAUCAGUUUGCAUUUCAGACAUAACAUAUUAUAAUUUGGUUGCCCUAAUAGAGACAGAGGGAUAUGGGCUUAAUGAUUUCAUGUAUUUUGUGAGGGAUCCUGGUGUGGGGAUUACAGGAAUGGAUGAAAUUUGUGAUGAUGAUAAGGUGGAUGAAAUGCUUGACCAUAUUGCUAACAAUGAUCAGCAUGUAGUGAACUUGACAGUGGUUAGGGGCACUGAUCCAAGACCUGCAGAUUUGAACUCAGGCUAUCUGGUUGAGGAGCAGGUUCCUUUGAGCCAUAUAGGAGAGAACCCUGUGUAUGUAGUAAAUCCUUCUGGUGUUCUCUUAAGAUCACCACCAAAAAGUAUAAUACAGAGUUAGACAGAGCCAUUGCAGUUCUACACUACACAGCAGAGCACAAACCAUGAUCUGGAUACAAAUGCUGCCAUGGAACAAUCCAAUCCAGCAGACCAGGAUGAACUGGAGACAUUAAUGGAGUUGAAGAGGAGAACAAAGAUUGCCAAAUUUAGGAAACAUAAGAUUGCAGCUGAGCAUGUAAAUAAGGUUAAGCAGAAGCUACCAAUUCUUCUAACUGAAGAUGAUUCAGAUCUGGAUGCAGAUGAAGACUAUCUUCAGAGGCUUAAUGAGAUGAGGCAGCAAAGAGAGGAUCCACUCAUUCAUUUUGAUGGAGACACUGAUGUGGAUGAAGUGUAUGAGGAAGAUGAGGAAGGGCAACAUGUAGAGGUGGAGCAACAGGAGCAGGUGGAGCAAGAUGAGCAGGUGGAGAAGCAAGAGGUGCCUACAAAGAAGAAGAAAGCUAGAAAAGGGCCAACAGAGAGGUCACAUUCUAGCUUGGAACAGAGAUUUGAGGAUGUCUGGGCACCAUCAUCAGAUGAGGAGCCAGAUCUUGGUGUUUUGAAGCGGGAAUAUGAUGAUGGAGCUGAGGAAGUACAAUUUAUUCUGCCCAAUGGAAGGAAGAGCAGAUCAGUGAGAUCUUUGCCAAGGAUCUGGUACAGUGAGGAGAGAGAGAACCCAGAGGAGCAGUUUUGCAGAAAAAUUUGUUUCCUCAAUGUGUAUCAGUUUAGGAGAGCAAUUCAGACAUUGCACAUAACUCAGAAUAGGAAUUAUGAGUUCCACAGAAAUUGCAAUGAUAGCAUCAUAGUUGUGUGCACAAAUGCAAGAUGCCCUUUCUUUAUUGCAGCUUCUGUUGUUGCAAAUGAGACUACUUUUUGCAUAAGGAAGGCAAAUUUUGUGCACACAUGCCCAGCAGUAGGAGAGAACACCAAGGUCACUGCAAAAUGGGUUGCACACCAGUGUGAGGCAGUGAUGAGAGUUGAUAUUGGUACACCAGUCACCACAAUAAUGCAGACACUGAAGAAGAAAUAUGGAAUAGAGAUGUCCACCCAUAUGGCCUAUAGGGCUAGGAAGCAAGCAUUGAAGGUUGUCCAAGGAGAUCAGAGAGGACAAUACACUAGAAUAAGAGAUUAUUUGUAGGCUGUGUUGGAUACAAACCCAGGCUCUAGAUGUAUUGUUACUACUAGGCAUGUACCAGAGCACCCAAGCAAAAACCCUAGGUUUCAUGGCCUCUUUUUCUGUCUAAGUGCUUGCAAAGAAGGGUUUUUGAAUGGAUGCAGACCAUUCAUAGGUACAUUUCAUUUACUAAGAUGUGAAUUGUUUAUGUGCUCACAUUACAUACACUAUGUUCUCACAAUUGUCAGCUUUGCAGGGGUAGAUGGUUAUUUUAUCAAGCUGUCAACAGGUCAACAGAUCCUUGCUGCAACAGGAAGGCAUGGGAACAAUAAUAUCUACCCUAUAGCAUUUGGAGUUGUUGACAAAGAGGACAAAGAUAGCUGGACCUGGUUCUUAACACAGCUUAAAGAUGCACUUGGUGGAGAAAGUGGGAAGUUUGGUUAUUAUACCAUCAUCUCUGAUAGGCAGAAGGUAAACUUCUCUUCUCAUACAAUAUUGCAAUAGGUUUCAUGGUUUCAUAUGCACAUUGCUAUAGCUUCAUUGUUUCAUUGUUUAUAGGACCAAUGCUUAGCUUUAUUUCCCAUUGUUUCAAACAGGGGCUUUUAAAUGCAAUAAACCAUGUUUCCCCAAUUGUCCAUAAAGAUUCUGCCUUAGACAUAUCUAUCAGAAUUCCCAAACUGCUGGUUUUAGAGGUGAUGAAUUAAAGAAACACAUGGAUGCAGCUAGCUACUCUUAUACUGAGAAUGAACACCUUGAUGCAAUGAAUGCUUUGAAAAGAGAGUGUAAGGCUGCUUGGACAUGGCUUCACAAAAUCCCUGUUCAUACUUGGGCUAGGCAUGCUAUGGAUUUUAAUUGCAAAACUGACCUGGUAGUGAACAACAUCAGUGAGGUGUUUAAUAAAAUGAUAUUAGAUGUCAGAGGCAAGCCAAUAGUGACCAUGAUAGAAGGAAUUAGGACAAAAUUGAUGGUCAAAUUUAACAAGAAUAGAACAAAGACAGAGACAGCAAAUUGGGAGAAUUGCCCUACCUAUGCUGAAAUGUUAGAGGAGACAAAGUACAACUCAAGGUGGUGCCAGACUUUGAUGGUUGGUCCUAACAUCUACCAAGUGACUAGUGGAGAAAACACCUACUCAGUGAACUUGCUGGACAGAACAUGUGGAUGUAGGAAAUGGGAUAUGACUUCUAUGCCUUGCCAUCAUGCAGUUUCUGCAAUAGUGAAAGCUAACUUGCAGCCAAAGGACUUUGUUGCUGAUUUCUUCAAAAAAGAAAUGUAUAAAAAAGCAUUUGCACAUAUCAUAUUUCCUGUGCCUGGUCCAAACCUGUGGCCAAGGACAAGAACUCAGGACAUAGAGCCUCCAGUAUUCAAAGACAAGGUUGGGAAGCAACAAACAAAGAGGAGGAAAAACCAAUUUGAGAAGCCAACACCAAGAGAUACAUCUAGGAUGGCAUCUAUUACUUGCAGCAACUGCAAACUUGUAGGGCAUAGAUACAAUGUUUGCUCCAAGCCCCUCAAGCCAGCUCUUGCUAUGAGAAUGAACCAGCAUCAGGUCACGGGCUUCUACUUCAACAACAAAUGCAUCUACAACUGCUGCACCACCAAGGAAAAGGCCAUCUUCAUCUACUACUGCACAUACAGCUGUUGCACCACCAAGGAAGAGGCCAUCUCCAUCAACUGCUGCUCCUACACCUGCUGCCACUACACCUGCUGCUCCUCCAAGGAGGUCUCCUAGGAAGAAAGCUACCAAUGCUGGUACAGCCUCUACCUCUGCUGCAGGAAACAUGUCAACUUUUCAAUCUCCAAGACAGAGUGGAAGAAAAAGGACUUCUUCAUUCAAGUUGAAAGAGUACUUCUAUGCUUCUGGGAACUAGAUGCCUUUGUCUUUGUUGGCAUGUGAUGUCUAUGUGUUGGCUGUGAACUAGAUUAUGCCUUUGUUGGCUUUUAGAACCUAUGAUGCCUAUGUUGGCUUUCAACUAGAUUAUGCCUUUGUUGGCUUUCAGAACCUAUGAUGCCUAUGUUGGCUAUGAACCAUUGUUGGUUGUGAGAACUUGGAUGUUUAUCUUAAAUGUUGGCUUAGAUGGAUGUGAGAACAUGAAAAUAAUGUUGGUUGUGAUGCUGGUGAUUCUGGUGAUGAUGUUGGCUUAGAUGGAUGAUGAUGAUGCUUACUAUGAUUCUAGGGUCACUCGGCGUCGAAAAACCCACCAAAGUGAGUCUAGGGUCACUCAGCGUCAAAAAACCCACCAAGUGAGUCUAGGGUCUAUCAGCGUCGAGAAACCCACCAAAGUGAGUCUAGGGUCACUCGGCGUCGAAAAACCCACCAAGUGAGUUUAGGGUCUAUCGGCAUCGACAAACCCACCAAAGUGAGUCUAGGGUCUAUCGGCGUCGAGAAACCCACCAAAGUGAGUCUAGGGUCUCUCGUCAUCAACAAAACCAACCAAAGUGAGUCUAGGGUCUCUCGUCAUCGACAAAACCAACCAAGUGAGUCUAGGGUCACUCGGCGUCGAAAAUCCCACCAAAGUGAGUCUAGGGUCUCUAGGCAUUGACAAAACCAACCAACCAACAGCAUCAGAUUCAGCAUAACUGGAAGAUUCAUACAUAAUCAUAACUAAUAAGUACCAUAUUACACGAUAGUGCUUAAUGCUAAAUAGGUACAUUACAUAACCAUAAUUCAGAUAUUACUAGAUCAUUCAUCUAAUAGUAGUCAUUACAUAACCAUAAUUAUAGUACUCAUCAUCCCAUAACCAUGCUGGUGGUACUAAUAAGCAGCAUAUUACAUUAUACUGCUCAUUCAUCUAAGAUGGCCUUGAUCCCAUUCAGCUUCAGCUUGGUCUGCUCGGCAACCUUCUCAAGCUCACCAAUGUGGGCCUGCGACUUAAUCUUCUCUUCAGCAAGCUUCAACUUCAUGUUCCUAAUGACAUUGGCUUGAGCAACUGUCUGGUUCUUGAGCAUGUCAUACUUCUCCUACAGCUUGCUCUCAUCAGGUUUGUUCUGCAUCUUACCUCUCUCCAACUGAGCCCUCUGCUCCUGGGCAUCCAAAAGGCCGUUGACAUCUUCAACCAACCUCUCAUAACUUGCCUGCAGCUUGAUCUUCUGUUGUGUCAGAUUGUGAACAGCAAAUGAGCUUUCCAGAUUGUCCUCAAUCUUGCUCCUCCUGCACUCUUUAUACUUAUCCCACAACUUGGUCAAUGCAUUCUCCAUUGUAGCUGGCCAAAAUGGAUCAACCCAUUCAACUAGCCCACAGUUUCUUCCCUCCUGUAAUUUUAGUGUUAAACAGGUAUAAAGUAACACAAUGCUACAAAGUAACAAAUGGUGUAAAGUGCUCACUAAUCCACAUGCUAUAAAGUAACAAACAGGUAUAAAGUAACAUAAUGAGUUAAACAAACAUGUAUGAUCUAGCUAUAUGACACAAUGAGUUAAACAAUUACAGUGCUCACUAAUCCACAUGCUAUAAAGUAAGAAGUCUCAAUCAGUGCUCCCAAUCCUAUGCACAUACUGGCAUAUAAACAAUGACCUCCCUAACCCAUUAUCACAGAAAAUACAUAACUAAUUAGCAACCUACCUAAUAGGCCAGAUCUGCUGACAACACUCUGCACAUGCUCACAUAUAAACAAUGACCUCACUGAGCAACUAGCACACAAGAUCUGCUAACUAUAAAAUCAGUACUAAACAGUGACCAGAUUAGCAUAAAUUUGGCACAUAUCUUCACAGCACAAGCAAAGAACCUCCUGCCAGUAUGGAUGCCCUAGAAAGCAACACGCCUCUCUGCUGGCAGGGAGUGUUCAUUGCACAAAACAUCAGGUUCAGUGCCCUCAAAAUCGGAGUCAUCGAUGGUCUCAGGGAUCUGGAGGUGCAAAGGAAAGGCAACAAAACUUCAGAUCAAGCUCAACAGAAAAAUCCCAAAAUCGCAACCCUAACCCUAGCUUGAGCUCGAGCAACUCACCUUGAUGAUGCCCUCGUCUGAAGCUGAGUCGGCAUACUGGUGAGAGUUCUCGCUGAUGUCGUCAUCAGACCAGGAAACCAUGGCGAUGCGGCGGCGACGACGGUCGGAGAUGUGGGAGGGGGCGGCGGCGGCGAACGAGCGGGUAGAGAGAGGGAGAAGGACGGGAGAGAGUGAGGGCUGGGGGGUGGGGCCUGCACCGCUUCGGGGUGUUUGACCCGCCCGACUCGAACCGGUGCGCCAGCGGCGUGUAACACCAUCUAACUGCGUUGCUGUGUGAACAGUGCUGCCACGUCGACGGAUGCGGGCCCCUUUGUCAUAAACGCACUUAAAACGGUCCAAACAAGCAACUAGUGUUUUUUGCAAAAAAUUAUGAAAAAAAUUAGUGCUUUUUGGCACAAUUUCGUAUAUGUGUGGUUCCUGCAAACCUAGCCUGAAGUGUCGAUAUUUUUUGCAAUUCACUCCUGAACCGGACGAUGUCAUCACCGACGAGGAACACAUGAGAGACUGUGAACUGCUAGGGGCAGCCGUGGAUGAAACUGACACCUAUACCAGACUGGGCCAAGAGCAGGCCAACAAGCUCCAUCUCAACUGUUGAAAGGAAAGCCGGUUGAUGAGCUGGAUGAUGUUGCAUUGGAAUGCAAGUACCCUCCAGAGCUUAUUGUAAAGAACAAUUACUUUUUCCACUAUGAAGACAACUUCUUUGGUUGGUAUUUUGAUGCCGAACUCUGUUACAAAGCGUCCUUGAGCGACUACCAGCGGCUAGUCCUUUUAAAUGAUGGUGAUCAGUAUUCGAGUUGGAGAAGAUACCAAACAUUUUAUAGCACCCCUGAAGCUGAUAGAGAUUAUCUCAGCUACUGGGAAACAGUUGUGAAGGAACUUAAAUGGCUUGAGCAGUAUCUGCUGACAAACGAGUCUUCUAUUGAGUGGGCGCAUAAACAUUCAAAGGCUAUGUUCCAAGCAAUCAGGAUCGCUUCUAAGUUUCCCUGCAUGACUCUGAAACUAGCAGCUGUUGGUUUACAUGAGUAUAUAUGGAAUGCGCGCAUACAUCUCAUGUUUGUGAAAGAUCUUGACGGUAUCUUGUAUCAGAUUUGGAGGCGGGUCAAUG
Messenger RNA from Triticum urartu, 6988 nucleotides. Lineage: Eukaryota; Viridiplantae; Streptophyta; Magnoliopsida; Poales; Poaceae. The record is from RefSeq and is a predicted model, not a curated record.